AUGAAUGCACCUUCCAGAUAUACGACGUUUGCGACUUCUUCAACUGGAUCAGCGGUGCGAACUUCGAAUUGGGCCAAGGACCAUACAUUGUACGAAAAUCCUCACAAUCACGGUGAUGUGGUGCUUGUCGUAGGAGGGAAAAGAUUUAGAGCGCACAAAAAGGUCCUAGGUGCGAUGUCUGAAGUCUUUCAUGCCGCCUUUACCAACCCAGAGUCCGAGAACAACAUCGAACUAGAAGUCACCGGUCACUCCCCCGAAGCAGUCAAAACCAUGCUGAAGCAUUGUCACGGCAUCAGACUUAACCCUCAUCUUGAAAUCGACCGUCUGGAACAACAAACCGACAUACGCUACUACUCGGACGAAAAUGACUAUGCAACAAGGAAGAUGAUCAGAGAUCGAGUGAUGGCUCGUCGCACCGCGGUCCAGGAUCAUACCAUCGAAAAACGACUGCAUCAUCUCUUUGAGGUCUAUCUGAUUGCAGACGAGUACCGCAUCACUUCUCUGACCACUUACAUCACACAGAAGGUGGAGAAAAUUGGUUGCGAGUCUGGCUCCUCUAAUGGUGAGGAAUUGUUUUCGACAACACAACCAGAAGCGUUCGGUACCAACAACGGCGUACACAUUGCCGUGACCUCACUGACUAUUAGCCGACUAUUCACUCGGAUGGAAGGACAACGGCAAGAUUCGGUUUUGAGGCCCUAUCAAUUUCUUGCCAAAGUCAUGUCGGAGCAAGUGGUCUAG
Aureobasidium pullulans EXF-150 is the source of this 741-nucleotide messenger RNA. RefSeq lists its product as uncharacterized. Lineage: Eukaryota; Fungi; Ascomycota; Dothideomycetes; Dothideales; Saccotheciaceae. The record is from RefSeq and is a predicted model, not a curated record. Gene Ontology annotation, molecular function: ubiquitin protein ligase binding. Gene Ontology annotation, cellular component: cytoplasm; nucleus. The transcript is spliced from 3 exons. Bases 1 to 741 code for a protein of 246 amino acids. Gene Ontology annotation, biological process: proteasome-mediated ubiquitin-dependent protein catabolic process; regulation of proteolysis.